AUGCCCGGGGAGGCUGCCCGCGCCGAGCUGCUGCUGCCUGAGGCGGGCGGGCCCGGGCCCCGCACAGAUCCAUCCUGUGAUGCGGCUGCAGCCACCACCCCGAGAGGGAACCAGCUGGAGCACUGUACCCUGACCCCCGGGCCCAGCGCCCUGGCCCUCACAUUCCUGCCCAGCAAGCCGGGUGCCCGGCCCCCACCAGAGGGAGCCAGCUGGGAUGCAGGGCCUGGCACUCCUUCGGCCUGGGCAGUCCCCGCAGAAGGUGGCGGCCCCAGCCCCAGGCCCCCCGAGGUUCGGCCUGCCGAGGGUCCUCUCCUAGCCACCCUGGAGCCCCGGAUUGUGAUGGGCGAGGAGACACGCUGGGCGCCCCAGCCUCCCAGGGCUGCCCUGCCAGAGCUCAGGGACCGGGAGAGUGGGCACACCAGCCUGAACCCACCCCCGGAGUUGUGUUCUCAGGGUGACCCUCCUGUGCCUUUCCCUGCUCUGGACCCUGAUUCCUACUUCACGCCUCCCUCUACCCCCACCGAGACCACCUCUGCCCUGCUCUCCGGCCCCGGGCCCUGCAGGGACGCCCGGGACACCCAGCCUGAGCCAGGGGACUCACCACCUGCCUCGCCCUCAGGCUCCUACAUCACAGCGGAUGGGGACAGCUGGGCCUCGUCCCCAUCCUGCUCCCUGAGCCUGCUGUCCCCAGCUGAAGGGCUGGACGUCCCCUCCGGCUGGGGCUUCUCCCCACUGGGGUCCGUAGUGGACGAGCAGGAGCUGCCCCCUCCCGGGCCCCCAGGCUCCCUGUCCUCAGAGUCCAGCCUCUCGGCAGACAGCAGCUCUUCCUGGGGCCAGGAGGGCCACUUCUUCGAGCUGGACUUCCUGGCCAAUGACCCGAUGAUCCCUGCCGCCCUCCUGCCCUUCCAGGGCAGCCUAAUCUUCGAGGUGGAGGCAGUGGAGGUGACGCCGCUGCCCCCCGAGAAAGAGGAGGAGGAACAGGAGGAGGAACAGGAGGGAGAGCAGGAGGAGGAGGCCCCCGCCCCCGAAGGGGACCUGGCCGGGGAGGGGGAGGACGACAGCACUUUUGCCUCCUCCCUGCAGUCGCUGUCCGACCUGUCCAUCACCGAGGGCAUGGACGAGGCCUUCGCCUUCCGGGACGACACCUCGGCAGCCUCCUCUGAGCCCGACUCGGCCUCCUACGCAGGAGCCGAUGACGAGAGGCUGUACAGCGGAGAGCCCCACGCCCAGCCCACCACCCUGCUCCAGGACAGCCCUGGUGAGCCCCCGUCCUGGGGCCCGGAGCCCGCUCCUGGGGUCUCAGAGGGAGAGGCCAGCCACGCCACCGAGAGCCAGGAACCGGUGGCUGAAAUAACUGGGGUGGACCCCGCCUCAGGCCAGGCGUCCGCUGCAGCCAUGGCCCCUCAGUCCCAGGGCCUCACCAGGCUGACCCCUCAGGCCCUGGGGGAAGAGGCAGACUCCACUGUGGGACCAGUGCCUGUUGCCACAGCCACACCUCAGCCCCUGCAGGAGGGAGACAGUGCUGCCUUAGGCCUGGAGCCUGGGAUUGCGCAGGGAGAGGCGGGUUUCACGCCAAGCCCAGACUCUCUGCAGGAUCUGAAGGAGGAAGCGGGCCAGGGACCUGCCUCUGCGGCCAGUCCUGAACCUCAGCCUGGAGAAGUGGACCUGCCCACACCCCUGCUCCUGCAGGAUGCAUGCCUCUCCUCAGGCCAGGGGUCUGCCGCUGUGGCCAGCCAUCAGGCCCUGCUGACAGAUGCAGGCUGCCCCCUAGGGACUGAGCCUGUGGCCACCUCGGCCUUGCAGGAAGGAGACAAGACCUUGGGACUGCAGCCAGUGCCUGAAGAUAGGAACACAGGCCACACUGGAGGUCCAGAGCCUCUGGCCUUGGACCAGGCCCAUCAGGGUGGCCCAGAGCCAGCUGCAGAUGAUGAGACACUCUGGGCCUCACAGGAAGAUGCGAGCCCCCCCAAGCCUGCCACAGAGGCCCCAGACCCCACUGAGCCUGCCACGGAAGCUCCGGACCGCCGCAAGCCUGACACGGAGACCCUGGAUGCCCCCGAGCCUGCCACGAAGGGCCUGGACAGCCCCACGUCUGCCACGGAGGCCCUGGACGCCCCCGCGCCUGCCACGGAGGCCCUGGACGCCCCCGCGCCUGCCACGGAGGACCUGGACGCCCCCGAGCCUGCCACGGAGGCCCUGGACGCCCCCGAGCCUGCCACGGAGGACCUGGACGCCCCCGAGCCUGCCACGGAGGGCCUGGACGCCCUCGAGCCAGACAUGGGGGCCCUGGACACCCCCGAGCAUGCCAUGGAGGGCCUAGACACCCCCGAGCAUGCCAUGGAGGGCCUAGACAGCCCCGAGGCUGACAUGGAGGCCCUAGACAGCCCCGAGCCGGACACGGAAGCCCUGGACAACCGCAAGACUGACACGGAAGCCCUGGACCCCCUUGAGCUUGCCUCAGAGGGCCCAGACACCUCCGAGUCUGAGACGGAGGCCCUGGACACCCUUGAGCCUGACACGGAGGACCUGGACACUCCUGAGCCUGCCAAAGAGGGCCCGAACACCCCCGAGGCUGACAGGGAGGCACUGGACACCCCUGAGCCUGACACAGAGGCCAUGGACACACCCAAGCCUGACACAGAAAGCCUGGACAACCCCGAGGCUGAUACAGAGGCCCUAGACACCCUUGAGCCUGACACAGAGAACCUGGACACCCCUGAGCCUGCCACAGAGGGCCCAGACAUCCCCAAGCCUGACACCGAGGCCCUGGACACCCCCGAGGCUGACACUGAGGCCCUGGACACCCCUGAACCUGCCACAGAGAGCCUGGACACUCUUGAUGCUGACACAGAGGCCCUGGACACCUCUGAGCUGGACACGGAGGCCGUGGACACCCUUGAGCCUGCCAUGGAGGGCCCGGACAUCCCCGAGCCUGACACAGAGGCCCUGGACACCCCCAAGCCUGCCACCAAGGGCCCAGACAUACCCGAGCCUCACACGGAGGCCUUAGACGCCCCCCAGCCUGCCAUGGAGGGCCCAGACACUCCUGAGACUGACACAGAGGCCCUGGACACCCCUGAGCCUGCCAAAGAGGGCCCGGACACCCCCGAGCGUGCCACAGAGGACCUGGAUGCCCCCAAGGCUGACACGGAGCCCUUGGACACCCCUCAGCCUGCCACAGAGAGCCCGGAUACCCCAAAGCCUGCCAUGGAGGGCCCGGACUUCCCUGAGCCUGACACGGAAGCCAUGGACACCCUUGAGCCUGCCAUGGAGGGCCCAGACAUCCCCGAGCCUCACACAAAGGCCCUGGACCACCCCCAGCCUGCCACAGAGGGCCCAGACACCCCUGAGACUGACACAGAGGCCCUGCCUGAGCCUGCCAAAGAGGGCUCGAACACCCCCAAGGCUGACACGGAGCCCUUGGACACCCCUCAGCCUGCCACAGAGAGCCUGGAGACCCCCAAGCCUGCCAUGGAGGGCCCGGACUCCCCCGAGUCUGACACGGAGGAGCUGGACACCCCCGAGCCUGCCACGGAGGCCCUGGACACCCCCGAGCCUGCCACGGAGGCCCGGGACACCCCCGAGCCUUCCACAGAGGGCCCGGAGACCCCCGAGCCAGCCACGGAGAGCCCGGACACCCCCGAGCCUGACACGGAGGCCCUAGACACCCGCAAGGCUGACACGGAGGGCCCGGACACCCCUCAGCCUGCCAUGGAGGCCCUGGACACCCUCGAGCCUGCCACAGAGGGCCCUGACACCCUCGAGCCUGCCACAGAGGGCCCUGAGACCCUUGAGCCUUCCACGGAGGGCCUGGACUCCUCCAAGCCUGACACAGAGGCACUAGACACCCCCGAGCCUGCCACAGAGGGCCCGGACACCCCCGAGCCUGCCACGAAGGGCCCAGACACCCCUGAGCCUGCCAUAGAGGGUCCGGACUCCUCCAAGCCUGACACAGAGGCACUAGACACCCCUGAGCCUGCCAUAGAGGGUCCGGACUCCUCCAAGCCUGACACAGAGGCACUAGACACCCCCGAGCCUGCCAUGGAGGGCCCGGACACCCCUGAGCCUGCCACAGAGGGCCCGGACACACCUGAGCCUGCCAUAGAGGGUCCAGACUCCCCCAAGCCUGACACAGAGGCACUGGACACCCCCAAGCCUGCCACAGAGGGCCUGGACACCCCCGAGCUUGCCACAGAGGGUCCAGACUCCCCCGAGCCUGACACAGAGGCCCUAGACACCCGCAAGGCUGACACAGAGGGCCCGGACACCCCCCAGCCUGCCACAGAGGCCCUGGACACCCGCAAGCCUGCCAUGGAGGGCCCUGACACCCCCGAGCCUUCCACGGAGGGCCCGGACACCCCUGAGCCUGCCACGGAGGGCCUGGACUCCCCUGAGCCUGACACAGAGGCACUAGAUACCCCUGAGCCUGCCACGGAGGGCCCGGACACCCCCGAGCCUUCCACGGAGGGCCCGGACACCCCUGAGCCUGCCACAGAGGGCCUGGACUCCCCUGAGCCUGACACAGAGGCACUAGACACCCCUGAGCCUGCCACAGAGGGCCCGGACACCCCCGAGCCUGCCACAGAGAGCCCGGACACCCCCGAGCCUGCCAUAGAGGGCCCAGACUCCCCCAAGCCUGACACAGAGGCCCUGGACACCCCCAAGCCUUCCAUAGAGGGCCCAGACUCCCCCAAGUCUGACACAGAGGCCCUGGACACCCCCAAGCCUGCCAUAGAGGGCCUGGACACCCCCACGCCUGACACGGAGGCACUGGCCACCCCCGAGCCUCACAUGGAGGCCCUGGACACCCAGGAGCCUGCCACGGAGGGCCCGGACAUCCCCGAGCCUGACACAGAGGCGCUGGACACCCCUGAGCAUGACACGGAUACCCUGGGCCCCCCUAAGCCUGCCACAAAGGGCCCGGACACCCUUGAGCCUGACACAGAGGCCCUGGGUCCCCCCGAGCCUGCCUCCAGUGAGAAGGAAAUAGCUGCUGAGGGCCUGGUGGUGCCUGAGUGGGGAGCCUGUCCUGAUGCCGGCGUGCAUGCUGGUGGUGGAACUGAGCCCUAUUUGCUGCCAAAGAAGGCCCAGAGGGCCGAGAACCAGGAGGGUGGAAGCCUUGAGCUAACGCCCCGGGGUGCCGGGAAGGCUCCCAGGAGCAGGAGCCCAGAGGCGUGUCCUGCUGCCUGCCCCGAGGUCAGCCAGGCACGGUCCCCAAGCCCAGUGGAGAAGGGAAGGGCCACCCCGGGGCCCCAACUUCCAGGGGCUGUGGCCUCAGAGGCCAAGCUGGCCUCCUGCACAGAGUCUCCAUUGAGGGCUGUGCCCAAGCUGGGGGGGGGCUGCCCCAAAGAGCCUGCCCCCACAUCCCCACCGCCCUCUUGGCAGCUGGAGACUGUGCUGAGCCCGGGCAGUGGUGAGCAGGCCCUGGCAGCACCCGGAAUCCCUGGCCCCUCCACACCACAGCCCCCAGAAAGCCGUUCCGGAGGCCUGCCCAGGGCACCCCAGGAUAGUAUCCUGAGCCCUGAGCCCUCUGCUGCUGGUGUCCUCAUGGAGGCAGCCCUGCCUCCUAUGGCGCCCCCUGGCUCCUGCCCUUGCCAGGGCCCCCAGGAAGACUCGCUGGAGGGCGAGGAGCCCCGGGGCUCUCCAGGCCUCCCAUCGCCCCAGGCAGGAGCCCAGCGGGCGGUGGCUGCCUUCUCAGGAACCACGAAUCCCCCUGGGGCUGGUCAGCGGGUCACCCUCCCACCCCACUCCCCUGUCCUCAGUCCCAAGGCAGCCCCCAAGGGGGGCACCCAUGCCAAAGACCCAGCCUCACAGAUCUCACCACCCUGCCAAGUGCCUCCUGGCUCUGGGCCCUGGAGCCCAGCCGGCCCUCGAGGGCUCCCAGCCUCCGAGCAGCAGGAUGACCAAGACAGCCUGGAGGAAGACUCCCCACGGGCACCGGGCUCCGGCCAACAUUCAGACAGCCACGGGGAGUCAUCAGCAGAGCUGGAGGAGCAGAACUUCUCAGGACCACAGAGCGCACAGUGCCCGGCCCAGGCUGCGGCAGGCAGUGGCAGCGAGGAGACCGUCGCCAAAGCCAAGCAGAGUCGCAGUGAGAAGAAGGCCCGAAAGGCAAUGUCCAAGCUGGGCUUGAGGCAGAUCCAGGGGGUCACCAGGAUCACUAUCCAGAAGUCCAAGAACAUCCUUUUUGUCAUCGCCAAGCCUGACGUCUUCAAGAGCCCGGCCUCAGACACCUACGUGGUCUUCGGAGAAGCCAAGAUCGAGGACCUGUCCCAGCAAGUGCACAGAGCCGCCGCUGAAAAGUUCAAGGUGCCCGCAGAGCCCUCUGCCCUGGUCCCUGAGUCUGCGCCUGGGCCGCAUGUGAGGCCAUGCGAGGAGGAAGAGCGGGACGAGGAGGAGGAGGAGGUGGACGAGGCGGGGCUGGAGCUGCGGGACAUUGAGCUGGUGAUGGCCCAGGCCAACGUGUCGAGGGCCAAGGCUGUGCGGGCCCUGAGGGACAACCAGAGCGAUAUUGUUAACGCCAUCAUGGAGCUGACAAUGUAGCAGCUGACCAGUGAGCCAGCUCCAUCUCUGCUCCCCAGCUCUGCUGCUCAAUAAAUGGGUGUCCCCUCACUGUCUCUCUGUUCCUGCUCCAACUGCUCCCCAAGCACAGGCUCUGACUGAAUGGGAUUUGAUGAGGCGUGAAGACACUUCCUGGGGCUACACAGGACCCAAAGAGGGUGGCAGUCCAACCCUCACAUCUUCAGAGGGUGGUGGUCCUUCCCACAUGUCCCCAGAGGGUGCUGGUACUCCCCUCAUGUCCCAGAGUGGUGGUCGUCCCCCCUAACCCCAGAGGGUGGUGGUCCUCGCCCCGUGUCCCCAUAAAGUGGUGCUC
This is a messenger RNA of Diceros bicornis minor, 6874 nucleotides long. RefSeq names its product NAC alpha domain containing (gene NACAD). Gene Ontology annotation, cellular component: nascent polypeptide-associated complex; cytoplasm. The transcript has 8 exons. Gene Ontology annotation, biological process: protein targeting to membrane. The record is from RefSeq and is a predicted model, not a curated record. Bases 1 to 6543 code for a protein of 2180 amino acids. Lineage: Eukaryota; Metazoa; Chordata; Mammalia; Perissodactyla; Rhinocerotidae.